ACGAAGCGGAUGACAGCAAUCAAAAGAUUAGUUUUGACGUAUGGUAUUUUAGGUUGCUUUGCAUUUUGUAAAAAUCGUUUAAAAUCCCGCAUUUUCGAUUUGGAGCGUUGAUUUCUAUCAUGUUAAAGUUUCCAUUGGUGGAAGAGGAGUCCAAACACAGUUUAUGUGCAAAGUUUAUUUUGACCAACAAUUUGGAGGCGGUGGAUGGGGCUGAACUUAUUCCGAUUGAUUGCGGAGGCCGACUGAUAGCCCCAACGAUUUCCGUGAAUGAGUUGGGCAAACAGUUGUUGAAGGCCGCGGCUGAAGGAAACAUCGAAGAAACUAAAUCUCUGCUCAACAAGGGGGCGCUGUUCACAGCGGACUGGCUCGGCACCAGCCCCUUGCAUCUAGCAGCCCGAAACAACCACCUCGAAGUCGUGGAAAUUCUCCUGAAAGCCGGAAUUUCGAGAGAUGCGCGCACUAAAGUCGACAAAACGUCCCUACACAUGGCGGCCGCCGAAGGCCACCUCAAUAUUGUCGAAACUUUACUUGAGUAUGGCUCGGAUCCGGAUUGUAGAGACCUGUUAGGAAUGACACCGUUGCAUUGGGCGGCCCAAAAUGGUCACUCGGAAGUUGUGGCAAUUUUAAUCAAACAUUUCGCACAGACAGACCCUUUGAACAAGUUCGAUUUAACACCGGCUGAUAUCGCCACACAGAUGAAUCGACAGGAUAUUGUCGAGCUUAUUAAUGUUGACGUGAAUGAGCCCUCAAACGCUGCACAACAUCUUACCUUGGAGCUUGUCGAGAACGGCGAAGAGACAGUGGUGACAAGUACGGAGCAGUUGAGUCAGGCGUCGGCUUCAAACUCACCUAUACCUUUAGAAACGAUUUUAAUGGAAGAUACAGAAAGUUCAAUUGAUCCAGAGAGGUUACAUUUAAAUAAAGCGCCAGGUGAACACGAACCCACGACGGAAAACCACGACAGUACUUUCGCAGAGUCCAUCCGUCUGUUACAAGAGCACGGAAUAACGAUGCUCCCCAACGAGGACAACAACAUUCUGACGACGGUGAUGGAAACCGGUCACUCGGUUGUUUUGACAGACGCCGGCAAGCAAGUUUUGAACGCAUUUAAAGAAUCCGAAGAAAAAGCUAACAAUUUGAAUAAAAAAAUUAUAACUGUGACCCCCGAGGAGUUCCUGUCGAUGACGAGUAGUUGUGCAAACAAAUCAAAAAAUAUUCUCAGGCAAAUUAAUGGGAGACUGGUGCCUAGGAAUGUCAAAAGGAUCGUUAUGAAGAAGAAUAAGUUGAUUCCCGUGUCGACUGUAAACAAUGUGUAUAAGAUCGCGAAUUCCAACUGCGUGACGGACAUGGAAACGGUGAUGACGCAGUUGAUAGAAGCUCGGAAAACUAUAGAAGAGUAUAAAGUGAAGUUGUUUAAGAAAGAGCAAGAGGCGGAGCGGUACAAACAGCAAUUGAAAUUGCUUAUGGAUGAUAGCUAGUAGUCGGUUGUCGUUUUAAAUGCCAUAUUCGUUUGUAGUUAAGUGAUUUUUAUACAACGUAUACUUUUAUAAGCAAGUUUACUAUUUUUCUAAUCAGGUGAAACGAAUGUCUUCUCAAAAGUUUGUUGUUGAGUAUUCCCGAGUUAUUUAUUAUGUUUCCGUUUUUAUAAUGUUGUUGAACUGAUGUAAAUACAAAAUUUUGAUACG
This is a messenger RNA of Zophobas morio, 1685 nucleotides long. RefSeq names its product GA-binding protein subunit beta-1-like. Lineage: Eukaryota; Metazoa; Arthropoda; Insecta; Coleoptera; Tenebrionidae. Gene Ontology annotation, molecular function: protein binding. The coding region runs from base 120 to 1478 and encodes 452 amino acids. The record is from RefSeq and is a predicted model, not a curated record. The transcript is spliced from 8 exons.